CCAUUUUUGUUCUCUGCAGCUUCUUUCACUUUCAUUCUUCGGGAAAGUCUCUUGCGUCUGUGUCUUAUUCCUCCCCGGAGCGUGAGCCUGGAGCGCCGAGCAGAUCCGUAGAAGGUUCCACCGCCGUAUAGACCCAAACAUGCUGUGUCCUGCUGGUGAUAACGAUAUACGCAGAAGGCUGUUCAAGUACACGCCGGGUUCUACCCUAAAUUGUACAGAUCAUGGCUUUCAGAAACUAGGUAUCCAGCUCUUCGGGAUGACAGGGCACGGCAAGUCCUCCCUCAUCAACUCCUGCCUUUGUGUGGGGCAAGACCGGAAGUUUAUGAACGAGGCUGGAUCUGGUCACAGUCAACAGCCGAUCACCAUGGAAAGGAAAGAGUAUAAAAUAAAAGACAGCAUCUACAUCACCGAUAACCGGGGAUUAGUCAAACUAAACGACGAGGAGCGCCAGGAAACGGCAGCUCAGUUCAGUAAUGUACGGGACACAGGAGCAGUGAGUUGGGAGAGAGUGAUGGAGAGGACUUUUGAAAAGAUUCUUCACGGGCUGGACAUCUGUGAAACCGAUAUAACGCUGCCGGUAUUUGUGUACAGUGCUGAAUGCCCCCUCACCGAGGAGAGAUCUUCAGAAAUAGUGCCAUUGCUUUUAGAGACCUUCCACAUAACAGAAAUCUUUCCCAUUGUUGUUCUUACUAAAACCGCAAAGGUGAAAACCAAUGAAGUUGCCGCGAGAUUUAAGGACUUUGGAGCCAAUUACGUCAUUUCCCUUGAAAACUACACGACUACCAACGAGGGACGCAACCCAGAGAUGGACACCAAAAUCCUGAAGUUCCUGGAUGUCUGCAUGUCUGAGGCCGAUAGAAUGAUAGAAAUAAAACGGGGCAAGGACCAGAAAAUCCAAUUUAUAAAGGGGGCCAUGAAGCUGAUCGAAAAGGAGGUUAAGACAAGAGAGAAAAACCUACAGGCACAAUGGGAAAAAGAGCGCGCGGAACUAGAAAAGCGCAUAAAAGAGCUUGAGAAUAAAUGUAGCAUUAUGUAGGAGGAUCUGUUUCUUCAGAGGUUCUCAGGCUUAAAAUGUUUAACUCUCUAUUAACUCUUUUAAAAAUCACCGACCAUCUCAAGCGUGAGAGUAGAAAUAUUCCACAGUGACCUGAAAAGUAUGUUUAACCCCUUCAAGACCGGGACGUACCUGGUACUUCCGGGUCAAAGGUCACCGGCAGACCGGGACGUACCAGGUACAUCAUCGAUGAUGCACGAUCCAGCGUCGCUUUGAACGCUGGGAUCACGAGGGGCGGCUGCUACUGACCGCUGGGUGUCCCCAGCGAUCCGUAGCAUCCACUCCCCCUCAAUUCCGUGCACGUGAUCGCUUUGCAGCGAAUCACGAGCACGGAAUUUAAAUAUUUAAAAAAAAACGCCGGUCCUGAAGGCCACUUCUGCUGGGAGGCUGUUCCACUUAUCUACCACCCUCUCAGUAAAGUAAAACUUCCUUCCAUUCCACCUCAGCCUCUGACCCUCUCAUCAUUUUUCACUUAAGGAAGGGGUCGGGGUUCCCUGUCUCCUUCCUAAAAUCGUUUCUCUUUUAGAAUAAAAGUUCAUUUAGCUUUGAAGAUUUUGUCACUUAAAAUUCGAUGAAGUCGCUCGAGACAGCAAAUGAUCGCUAGAGUGGUUUUUUUUUUUUAAUGAAAAUAUAGAAAUAUAUAAAAAUACACUGUGCGUACACAAAUCGCUUUAAUAUUCCAGAUAAUAUCAUAUAAUGACUGUAUUGCUUACUGCAAAUUUGUCUCAUUAAAACUCUACGUAAUUCA
This is a messenger RNA of Spea bombifrons (plains spadefoot toad), 1802 nucleotides long. RefSeq lists its product as uncharacterized. Bases 140 to 1036 code for a protein of 298 amino acids. Gene Ontology annotation, molecular function: GTP binding. The transcript is spliced from 5 exons. Lineage: Eukaryota; Metazoa; Chordata; Amphibia; Anura; Pelobatidae. The record is from RefSeq and is a predicted model, not a curated record.